UGAGAGAGCUAGACGGGGUGAAGGUGAGAGAGAGCGCGUGCUCUCAUUGGUAAACGCAGUUUCUCCCUCGCGCACCUUCUCAGCAGUAGCCGAGCGCGCGUGCUGUAUUUGUGCCUAAGCAGCGUGACCCGUGACAUCACUGAAGAAUAAAGAAGAAAGACAGAAAGAAGAAGCAUGCUCCUGUCGCUGUUCAAGUCGAUUUGGGGAUCGAAGAAUGGACUUAUUCUCUUCUGCACUCCGUUUCUUCUCCUGCCCUUACCCCUGGUCAUCGGAACACGGGAAGCUCGCUGUGCCUAUGUUAUUGGGCUGAUGGCGGUGUACUGGUGUACCGAGGUUCUGCCUUUGGCUGUUACGUCUCUCUUACCCGUUGUGCUCUUCCCUCUGUUUGGCAUCAUGGACUCUAAAGAUGUUUGCAUGCAGUACCUGAAGGACACAAAUAUGCUGUUUUUGGGUGGUCUGAUGGUAGCCGUCGCUGUAGAGGACUGGAGUUUGCACAAACGCAUUGCACUACGAGUUCUGCUCAUCGUUGGGGUGCGACCCGCCCUGCUGAUGUUAGGUUUUAUGAGCGUGACGGCAUUCCUCUCCAUGUGGAUCAGUAACACCGCCACUACGGCCAUGAUGGUGCCCAUAGUGCAGGCGGUGCUGGAGCAGCUCAACAACACGGCGGGAGAAGAGGAAGCUGGAGCUCCUUCAGAACGUCAGGACAAACUGCCCGAGAAACAGGUUGACGGCCAUGUGCUUGAGAAUGGCCUCAGGUUUUCCACAGAAAACACAACGGAACAGUGUAAUGAAUCCAAAGAGAAGCUGAGAAUGUGUAAGGGCAUGUUGCUGUGUGUGUGUUACGCUGCUAGCAUUGGUGGAACCGCAACACUUACAGGCACCGGACCCAAUCUGGUCCUCACAGGACAAAUGAGCGAGCUCUUCCCAAAGAACCCAGAUGUUGUAAACUUUGCCUCCUGGUUCGGGUUCGCCUUCCCUAACAUGAUUAUUAUGCUCUUGGCAGCCUGGCUAUGGUUGCAGCUUGUGUUCCUGGGCUUCAAUCUCAGAAAAACGUGGGGUUGUGGCACAGUGAAGACGGAGAAAGAGAUUGCUGCAUAUAACGUGAUCCGUGAGGAGCAUCGCAGCCUUGGGCCCAUGUCCUUUGGAGAAAUAAGCGUUUUAACUCUCUUCUGCCUGCUAGUGGUUCUAUGGUUCACACGCGACCCGGGCUUUGUGGACGGCUGGGCAACGCACCUUUUCAACGCUGAGAAAGAGUACGUGACAGACGCCACAGUGGCAGUGUUUAUCGCCGCUCUUCUCUUCGUCCUUCCUGCUAAGCCGCCCUGCCUGUUCUACUGGAGGUCACAGAGCUUCGACACAGUUCCCCAGUCCAACAGCGAACCUCGGACGGCUUUGCUGACCUGGCAGGUGGUGCAGAAGAAGAUGCCGUGGAGUAUAAUACUGCUGCUCGGAGGAGGUUUUGCCCUGGCUAAGGGCAGUGAGGAUUCAGGUUUAUCCAGAUGGCUCGGGGAACAGAUGACUCCACUCCAGAAUAUUCCUCCGUGGGCUAUUGCUAUUAUCGUGUGCCUGAUGAUAGCCACCUUCACUGAAUGCACCAGCAAUGUAGCCACGGCAACCCUGUUUCUGCCCAUCCUCGCCUCUAUGUCCCAGUCCAUAGGCAUGAACCCGCUGUAUGUGAUGAUUCCCUGCACCCUCAGUGCCUCCUUCGCCUUCAUGCUUCCAGUGGCGACUCCUCCGAAUGCCAUCGUUUUCUCUUACGGGUAUCUGAAAGUGUCUGACAUGGCCAAAACAGGGAUUGUCAUGAACAUCAUCGGGAUCCUGUCCAUUACUCUGGCGAUUAACAGCUGGGGAAGAGCCUUGUUCAGUUUAGACUCGUUUCCCAGUUGGGUGAACAGCACAGGGGUCUGAAGGAUUGAACGCCGGCGUGCAAGAUAAACAUAUCCCAUGCAUCAAUCAUCCUCAUCAUCUUCCACGAUACUUGACGGUGACGCAGAUAUCACAGCAGCGACGGGUUCAUCCGGAUGCCUCGAGGCACUUACACUGUGACUUAUAAUGUCUUUGAAAGAAACAAACUGUAAUAUACAAAUCAGUGUACAGCAGUGACAUGUAGAUUGUGUUUAUUUUUAUAAAUCUUAUCCAGGACAGUGAGAGACGUCUGGAAUCAGAUUUGUAUAAGAUUUCUAAAAUUUUUUUUUUAUUUAUCUGUAUACAUGUAAAGGCUAUUAUUAUAUUACUACUCAGAUUGUUAGAAACAUGGCACAAAAUUUUCACAUUUUCACAAUCAGAUUUAUUAAUGAGAUUAUAGUUAACAGAGUGUGUGAUUACUAAACUUAUUUCUAUAUUUUUUUAAUGAACUUCAAGCUUUAAAUACAGUUCUAUUGGCAGACAUUUCUGAUUUAAUUUUUUAUUUUUUUUUUUAAAGCAAAACGAUCUGCCAGUAGAACAAGAAUGUAUAAAUAAAUAAAUAAAUAAAAACAUGCUGAUUUUUUAAUAAUUAUUUAUUUGAAAAUUAUUGUUAAAUGUUAAAAUGAUAAUUUUUUAAAAGUAUUAAUACACAAUAUAAAUUAGUUAUUACUAAUUCAUUGCAUAAUAAUGAUAAUCAUUGUUUAAAAAAUAUUAAGAAUAUUAAUUUAUAAUAUUAUAAAUAACAAUUGAUUGUUAUUGUUAUUAUUAUAAGGAAAAAAAAUAAGAGAAAAAUAAGAUAUUUUCACUUGUUGAAGAUGUUAUUUUUUGUAUUUUUUUAAGCAAUAUUUGAUCAUCUUUUGUAAAAGUGCAGUAAUAUCUACAAUGAAUUUUAGAUUUAUUAAUGUAUGGAAGUGAAUGUAUUUGUGUACCACUACAUCCUUGUGUUAAAAGUCAAGCACUUACAGUGACCUCAUAGAGCCAGCAGAGUCACAACCUGUACAUUAAAGUGUUUUAAAUGCCGUAGCCUAAUCACUUUAUAAAACAGAUUGUUCUUAUAUAUUGUAUAUCCUCUUUUGACAAAAAGAUAAAAAUAAACAUUGUAUAAGUUA
This is a messenger RNA of Hemibagrus wyckioides, 3014 nucleotides long. It is a transcript of the gene slc13a5a, whose product is annotated as solute carrier family 13 member 5a. The coding region runs from base 175 to 1908 and encodes 577 amino acids. Gene Ontology annotation, cellular component: membrane. NCBI's taxonomy places the organism in Eukaryota, Metazoa, Chordata, Actinopteri, Siluriformes, Bagridae. The transcript is spliced from 12 exons. Gene Ontology annotation, biological process: monoatomic anion transmembrane transport; citrate transport. The record is from RefSeq and is a predicted model, not a curated record. Gene Ontology annotation, molecular function: citrate transmembrane transporter activity; succinate transmembrane transporter activity; sodium:dicarboxylate symporter activity.